Syzygium oleosum is the source of this 1610-nucleotide messenger RNA. RefSeq names its product mitogen-activated protein kinase kinase kinase 1-like. The record is from RefSeq and is a predicted model, not a curated record. The transcript is spliced from 8 exons. Bases 225 to 1460 code for a protein of 411 amino acids. Gene Ontology annotation, biological process: protein phosphorylation. Lineage: Eukaryota; Viridiplantae; Streptophyta; Magnoliopsida; Myrtales; Myrtaceae. Gene Ontology annotation, molecular function: ATP binding; protein kinase activity.
CCAAUGGACAAGACUAGAAGAAGUCAAUCUCGCCCAGCUUGACAUCGUCUUCGACCUUGCUUGCCACAGUAAGACUCUGCUUCCAGUUGUUUUGUGCUAUAUUAUCCCAGUCCUGCAGAAGAAAAAGAUCAUCUCGAAGCUUUGCAAGCCUUUGCAGGUCCCUUUCUUUUUCCUCUCUUUGACCCUUUUUGGUUCGCGAAGGGCACGGCGGAGACUCGCGCAAAAUGGGAAACGGAAGCUCCAAGUUCGUGGAUGGCGACUCCUCCUCCUCCAAGCGCAUUGAUCUUCGCCCUCGUAGAAGUUGGCUUGGAUUUCUGGUUUUUGCUAAAAACUGGGGAAUGAAGAAGGAUAGGGGAGGAAUCAGGGAAUCGAGGCUUCCACUUCUUUCCCUGCCGCCAGUUAAGGUGCAGCCUGUUGUGGACAACCCCGCGCCAGAUUUGUUGAACUCAUCCGGGCCUCAGGAAGGUCUCGGAGGAGACGAGGAUCCUCCUGUUCGUCAUGAUCCGAACUCUUCUUUGUCAACUUCUGCUGAAGAUGAGGGGUCUGGUGAUCAGAAUGAUGUGGGGAACGCUUCAGAACCAGACCACAUUGUUUCUCCCCAUGGGAGUUUCAGACGAAGGAUCACCUCAUGGAAAAAGGGCGAUCUGUUGGGAAGUGGGUCGUCGGGAGCUGUCUAUGAAGCAAUCGCCGAUGAUGGAUUCUUUUUCGCUGUAAAGGAGGUUUCUUUAUUAGAUCAAGGAAGCCUAGGCAGGCAGAGCCAAUUGCAGCUUGAGCAGGAAAUUUCUCUUUUAAGUCUGUUUGAACACGAGAACAUUGUUCGAUAUCUCGGCACAGACAAGGAUGAUAAGAAGCUUUACGUAUUCCUUGAGCUCAUGAGCAAAGGUUCACUUGCAACCCUUUAUAACAAACGCAAGUUGAGAGAUUCCCAAGUCUCCACAUUCACUAGGCAAAUUCUAAAUGGUUUAAAGUAUCUUCAUGACCAGAAAGUGGUACACAGGGACAUUAAAUGUGUUAACAUAUUGGUUGAUACGAGUGGAACUGUGAAACUAGCAGACUUUGGACUGGCAAAGGUCACUGAAAUGAAUGCUGCUAAAACCUUCAUUGGAAGUGCUUUUUGGAUGGCACCUGAGGUUGUCAAUCCAAAGAAAAGAAGCUCUCAGUCGAACAGAAGCUAUGGGAUGGAAGUUGAUAUAUGGAGCCUAGGGUGCACUGUUUUAGAGAUGUUGACACGCCAGCGUCCAUAUCCUAAAUUAGAUAAAGCGCAAGCAUUGUACAGAAUUGGCAAGGGUAUACGUCCUCGAGUUCCCCAAUCUUUAUCAAGCAACGCUCGAGACUUCAUCCUCACAUGCUUGCGAAAAAACCCGAAGGAUCGGCCUUCCGCAGUGGAGUUGCUAGACCAUCCCUUUGUGAGGAAGCCACCUGCUGCUUCUGGUUUUGCUUCACCUCUCUUCAACAACUGAUGCUCAUAAUGUUCUGCCAGGCCGUCCCUUUUCGGUUCAUCGCUCUGAAUGUAAAUUUACACUAUCCGUUUGUUAUUUUGUUGUUGCAUCGCUAGUGGGAGUGUUCUUCUUUUGGGCUCAUGAAAAGAUACCUUCAUCAACUUACCGCAU